Molecule: messenger RNA, 791 nt
Organism: Thunnus maccoyii (southern bluefin tuna)
Lineage: Eukaryota; Metazoa; Chordata; Actinopteri; Scombriformes; Scombridae
Gene: npvf
Product: neuropeptide VF precursor
Exons: 3
Coding region: 50-691 (213 amino acids)
Biological process (GO): neuropeptide signaling pathway; negative regulation of gonadotropin secretion
Molecular function (GO): signaling receptor binding
Source: RefSeq, a predicted model, not a curated record
UCCAUGGGCUUUAAUAACAGGGGACAGUGUGAUCUGUAGGAAAUAAGGCAUGUGUCCUGGGGCUGUCCUGAGAGAAGCUGCUGUUAACAUGUUGAUGACAAUCUUACUGUCAGUGCUUUUGAUGUUGGGGGGUCUUGGCGGGGCGGCGGUGUCUGACCCCCAGUUCUAUGGGAAAUCGAUUCACAGUGAUAAAACUUUGCUGAGCAGCGAUGACGGACGACACACUGUGAGGAAACAGCCAAACCAACAGACGAAAAAUGAAAUCCACAGGAGUUUGGAUCUCAAGAGCUUCAACGUACACGUGAGCCCGACCACCAGCAAAGUCAACCUCCCAACCAUCAUCAAGCUCUACCCGCCCACUGCCAAACCUCCCCAUCUGCACCCCAAUAUGCCCAUGCGCUUUGGAAGGGAAAGUGAUCCUGUCGACGACAGGUUACCAAACUCGACCCCCAACAUGCCCCAGAGGUUUGGGAGGUCCUGGGAGGUGAUUCGAAUGUGUGCAGACUGUCCUGAUGCCCGAGAAGCACUGAGCCCAGUGCUGCCUCAGAGAUUUGGGAGAAACAGUCCAUACUGGAGCCUUCGUAGGACUCUGGCCAAUGCACAGUUAUUGAAGACUGGCUUGCACUGGGCAGAAGAUUUUGACUUUACAACCAGCUCAGAAGAAGUGAAGAUGCAAGAAGAAAACCUUUAAAGGAUGAAAGAGACUCAGCCUGCAUUGAGGUCUAACACAGCAUGUAAAUACCAAUGCAGUGUUUUUACUGUAAAGAUAAUGUUUAGAAUCAAAUGUUUAA